Messenger RNA from Drosophila mojavensis, 2259 nucleotides. It is a transcript of the gene Pp1alpha-96A, whose product is annotated as serine/threonine-protein phosphatase alpha-1 isoform. Gene Ontology annotation, cellular component: nucleus; cytoplasm. Bases 512 to 1498 code for a protein of 328 amino acids. The record is from RefSeq and is a predicted model, not a curated record. The transcript has 5 exons. NCBI's taxonomy places the organism in Eukaryota, Metazoa, Arthropoda, Insecta, Diptera, Drosophilidae. Gene Ontology annotation, molecular function: protein serine/threonine phosphatase activity.
UAGAUUGCGAUGCGGCGAAGUGUGGUUGCGCGAAAAAAUUUCUUGACGUCGCAAAAAUCUACAAUAGCUUGCAAUAAAUGCACUAAAACGCAGUCAAACAAUACGCAAACCAGUGACAAACGCUGAACGUACAUGGCGUAACAGUUAAAUAUUGAAAAUCCGCACCCGCAGCUCAACGCAGCUCUGUUUAAAGUGUAUUACCUGACGACAACUACACAAACACUCCUACACACAGAUAUAUUAUACACACACACAUAUACACAUAUAUACAGUAGUGGCCCUCUGCCCCCUGUUGUCCGCGCACACAUCGAUGAAAUAACAUACAUAACGUAUACCGAAAAUACAUAAGCUUAAGCUAAAACAACGGAGCCAGCAGUAGCAAUCAGAGCGGACGCAGGUAAACAGAUAAGAAAACAGACGGAGACACAGAGAAAUAGGCGCAGGUGUUAGCGAAGCAGCAGCAACAUCAUCAACAACUACAACAAUAUCAGGAGCAGUUACAGUGUAAAACAUGUCCGAAAUCAUCAUGAACAUUGACAGCAUUAUCUCGCGUCUGUUGGAAGUACGUGGUGCCCGUCCAGGCAAAAAUGUGCAAUUAUCGGAGAGUGAAAUACGGAACUUAUGCUUAAAGUCGCGUGAAAUAUUCCUAUCGCAGCCGAUACUAUUGGAACUGGAGGCUCCGCUCAAGAUAUGCGGUGACAUACACGGACAGUAUUACGAUCUGUUGCGUCUGUUCGAGUACGGCGGUUUCCCACCAGAAUCGAACUAUCUAUUCCUUGGCGACUAUGUGGACCGUGGCAAGCAAUCCCUAGAGACGAUUUGCCUUCUAUUGGCAUACAAAAUAAAAUAUUCAGAGAAUUUCUUUUUGCUGCGCGGGAACCACGAAUGCGCAAGCAUCAAUCGUAUCUACGGGUUCUACGAUGAAUGCAAGCGACGUUAUACCAUAAAGCUGUGGAAAACAUUCACAGAUUGCUUCAACUGUCUGCCCGUGGCUGCGAUUGUUGAUGAGAAAAUCUUUUGCUGUCACGGUGGCCUGAGUCCCGAUUUGUCCUCAAUGGAGCAAAUACGCCGCAUUAUGCGACCCACGGAUGUGCCCGAUCAGGGUCUGUUAUGCGAUCUCUUGUGGUCUGAUCCCGACAAGGAUACCAUGGGCUGGGGCGAAAAUGAUCGUGGCGUAAGCUUCACAUUUGGAGCAGAGGUUGUCGGCAAAUUUCUACAGAAGCACGAAUUCGAUCUUAUAUGUCGUGCACAUCAGGUUGUCGAGGAUGGCUAUGAGUUCUUUGCCAAGCGCCAGCUGGUUACGCUCUUUUCGGCGCCCAACUAUUGCGGUGAAUUCGACAAUGCGGGUGCCAUGAUGUCCGUGGACGACACAUUAAUGUGCUCCUUUCAGAUUUUGAAACCCGCCGACAAGCGACGAUUUGUUUAUCCAAACUUUGGCAGCUCAGGGCGUCCGUUAACACCGCCACGCGGCGCAAACAAUAAGAAUAAGAAAAAAUAAGCGGCAAACAAAAAACAGCAACAAUAAUUUACAACAAAGCACACACAGAAUCAAUUCAAUGCGCAGAAAUGUUUGUUUUUAAUCGAAUAUGUGUAAUCGAAUCGUGAGCAACGUUUUUAAGGAUAUGAAACUUAGCCUAUUAUCAUUUGAAAUGCGCAAAAGCGAAAUACUAAAAAGCCAAUUCAUAUAUACACACACACUUACAUACACAUACACAUACACAAAUUGAGACACUUUAGUUCAAACUACUUGCAGUGUUAAACACUGCAUAAGCAAGAAUAUCUCUUAAUGUAUUAAUUUUAUUUUGUUAUAGUUUUUCCUUUGCGCAAUGCAAACACAAACAUAAACACAUACAGACAUACACACAUACACGCACACACACAUACAUGCAGAAAGCUGAAGCUAAAGUAGGUACGAAAAGUGUACGCACACUCCAAUUGUAUUUUUUGCAUUUUCAAAUAUCGCACAGCAUUUGUUUUUUCUUUCGGUUCUUUGCAUAGCACAACAGCCAGGGAAGGGAUUAUCCCCUUUGAGUAUAUAUUAAUGUUUUUUAAUAUAGCGAAUGGUAAAAUGUUAUUUUUAUAAUUAUUUGUGAAUUUUAAUCAAUGCUUUUGAUAUGUGUGUGAGUUGAAUGCAUAUGCCCUGUAUAAGUAUGUACGUAUUCUUAGCGCGAUUAUAUAUAUAUAUUUUUUUUAACUAUUAUUCAUCAUUAAAACUCUACUACAUGUUUACUUAGUUUUAAAGCAAAUGCAAAUUUAGCU